Messenger RNA from Zonotrichia leucophrys gambelii, 439 nucleotides. RefSeq names its product coiled-coil domain-containing protein 157-like. Bases 188 to 439 code for a protein of 83 amino acids. The transcript has a single exon. NCBI's taxonomy places the organism in Eukaryota, Metazoa, Chordata, Aves, Passeriformes, Passerellidae. The record is from RefSeq and is a predicted model, not a curated record.
GCCGAGGCCUAGCACAGUCCCGGCCCCGCGGCUGCGGCUGAUUGCUCCGAUCGCCCCGGUUCCCUCCGGUUCCCCAGCACUCCUGGAGGCCGCCGGGCCCAGGGGUUACUCCAGCAGCCUGUCCGGGUAGGGCGUUGCCUGCACCCCAGGCUUGGUGGCCCCAUUGUUCCCGGGCCUGGCCCGCACCAUGGCGCACCUGCUGGGCCACCGCGGCUGCAUGGAGAGCCUGCGGGCCGACCUGCGCGACCUGCAGGCCGCCAUCGCCGACGUGUGCUCGCGGGCCGGCGCCGUGCGCUUCCCCUCGUGGAAAUUCCCCGACAAGGUGUCCUGCGAGCUGGACAUCGCCGUGCUGCUGCAGCGCUACCGGCACAGCGACAGCGAGCCAGAGUUCAGCCAGCACGCACACGUGGUGCUGCUGGAGCUGCUCAUUGACAGGUGA